AUGCAGGUUAAAAACCAGAUCUGCACCGAGAGGAGCAGCACCGACGACCCGGAGCAGGAUGACAACCAGAAGAAGACCUCGUGUUUUUCCAACAUUAAGAUUUUCCUGGUGUCGGAAUGUGCGCUCAUGUUGGCACAGGGCACCGUGGGCGCCUAUCUGGUAAGCGUUCUAACCACUCUGGAAAGACGCUUCAACCUCCAGAGUGCCGAUGUGGGCGUCAUUGCCAGCAGCUUCGAAAUCGGCAACCUGGCCCUCAUCCUGUUUGUCAGCUACUUUGGCGCCAAGGCCCACAGGCCCCGCCUGAUUGGCUGCGGUGGGAUCGUCAUGGCGCUGGGGGCAUUGCUAUCGGCUCUGCCGGAGUUCCUGACUCAUCAGUAUGAGUACGAGGCUGGGGACUCGUGGCACGCUGAGGACGGAAGGGACGUGUGCUCCAACAACUCCAGGUCUGAAAACAGAGACUCUGGGUUUAAAUGUGGCAACCGAGCCAACACCAACAUGAUGUACCUUCUGCUGAUCGGAGCCCAGGUGCUGCUGGGCAUUGGAGCCACACCUGUCCAGCCUUUGGGAGUGUCCUAUAUCGAUGACCAUGUCCACAGGAAGGACUCCUCACUGUAUAUAGGUAUUUUAUUUUCAACAUUAGUGUUCGGCCCCGCCUGUGGCUUCAUCUUAGGCUCUGUCUGUACCAAAGUCUAUGUUGAUGCUGUCUUCAUCGACACCAGUAAGCUGGACAUCACCCCAGAUGACCCUCGCUGGAUCGGGGCGUGGUGGGGUGGCUUUCUCCUCUGUGGUGCCUUACUCUUCCUGUCGGCCCUCUUCAUGUUCGGCUUCCCCCAGGCGCUGGACGAGCAGGACAUGGACAGUGGAGGGGAGAGUGAGCAGGCCAUGCUGCCUUCUUCCCUAACCCUGGAAUACCAGGGCUCUAAACCUAAUGGGACAAUUCAUGGCUUUGAUAUAAACAGUGGACUCUCAGUCUGUGAGCAUCUGAGAGUAAUCCCCCGGGUAACUAGACACCUACUCUCUAAUCCGGUGUUCAGCUGUAUCACGCUGGCAGCCUGCAUGGAGAUUGCUGUGGUUGCCGGCUUUGCUGCCUUCCUAGGCAAAUACCUGGAACAGCAGUUCAACCUUACCACCUCCUCAGCCAAUCAGCUGCUAGGUAUGACGGCUAUCCCCUGUGCCUGUCUGGGUAUCUUCCUUGGGGGGCUUCUGGUCAAGAAGCUGAACCUGUCUGCUCUGGGCGCUGUCCGUAUGGCCAUGCUGGUCAACCUGGUGUCCACUGCCUGCUACGUCUCUUUUCUCUUCUUGGGGUGUGACACCGGACCUGUCGCCGGGGUUACGGUGGCCUAUGGCAACGAGACAUUGCGGUCCUGGCAGCGACCUGAGUCACCAUGUAUCAGUAACUGUAACUGCUACACAGCAUCGGUGAGCCCUGUCUGUGGCUCCAACGGAGUCACCUACCUCUCAGCCUGCUUUGCUGGCUGCACCAAACCAAACCUGACCAGCUGCACGUGUAUAUCCAGCAACAGUGAAGAGGCAGUGGCUUUACCAGGGAAGUGUCCCAGUCCAGGAUGUCAGCAGGCCUUCCUCACCUUCCUAUGUGUUAUCUGUGUGUGUAGCAUGAUCGGAGCUAUGGCCCAGACACCCUCCGUCAUUAUCCUUAUCAGAACUGUAAGUCCAGAGCUUAAGUCAUACGCCCUCGGAGUUUUGUUCCUGCUCCUGAGACUUAUAGGCUUCAUCCCUCCCCCUCUGAUCUUUGGCAUGGGUAUCGACUCCACCUGUCUGUUCUGGAGCUCGGUUUGCGGCGAGAAGGGAGCCUGCAUGCUGUACGACAACGUGGCCUACAGGCAUCUGUACGUCAGCAUUGCCAUCGUCCUUAAGUCAUCGGCCUUCCUCCUGUACGCCACCACAUGGCAGUGUCUGAGAAAGAAUUACAGGAAAUACAUCAAGAACAGCGAGGGUUACCUCACUCCCACUGAACUCUUCGCCUCCAAUGUGACUUUGGACAAUUUGGGCAAAGAGAUCACGCAGAACCCAGCCAACAGGACAAAGUUCAUAUACAACCUGGAGGACCAUGAGAUGUCUAACAACAUGGAGUCAGUUUUAUAG
Molecule: messenger RNA, 2103 nt
Organism: Toxotes jaculatrix (banded archerfish)
Lineage: Eukaryota; Metazoa; Chordata; Actinopteri; Toxotidae
Product: solute carrier organic anion transporter family member 3A1-like
Exons: 10
Coding region: 1-2103 (700 amino acids)
Biological process (GO): transmembrane transport; sodium-independent organic anion transport; prostaglandin transport
Cellular component (GO): membrane
Molecular function (GO): protein binding
Source: RefSeq, a predicted model, not a curated record